AAAAAAACGUGAAACAAACAAGCUAAAGACAUGGAUCAUCAAGAAAGACUCCAUGACCAACAACUAGAGUCAGCUAAUAAGAGCCAGCAACAGCAGAUGGAGCCAGAACUGGGCUCUGGAUCCUUAGAAUUAAAGAUUCUCUUCCUGGGCAAACAUGGUGUAGGGAAGAGUGCAACAGGCAACAGCAUCCUGGGGAAGCCAGUGUUUGAGUCCAAAUACAGUGAUGAAUCAGUGACCAAAACUUGUAAGAAAGAAAGUGAAACUGUGGGAAAGAGGGAAGUUGUGAUCAUCGAUACCCCUGAUCUUUUCUCCACAAGGAUCUGUGCUAGAGAGAGGGAACAAGAGGUCAGGUGAUGUAUCUCCCUCUGUUCGCCAGGUCCCCAUAUCCUCCUCCUGGUGACAUCUCUGAAUUUUUUCACAGUGGAAGAUGAAGAGGUGGUGAAGGGUAUUUAGAAGAUCUUUGGAGAUGAAGCUGUGAGACACAUGAUGUUUCUUUUCACAAGGACAGAAGAGCUGGGGGGUGACUCACUUCUGGAGUACAUUAAAGAAACUGACAAUGAGUA
This is a messenger RNA of Phascolarctos cinereus (koala), 563 nucleotides long. Lineage: Eukaryota; Metazoa; Chordata; Mammalia; Diprotodontia; Phascolarctidae. The record is from RefSeq and is a predicted model, not a curated record.